This is a messenger RNA of Geodia barretti, 1188 nucleotides long. The record is from the annotation of a GenBank genome assembly. Lineage: Eukaryota; Metazoa; Porifera; Demospongiae; Tetractinellida; Geodiidae.
GCUAUUGCCGUUUGUGACCUGUCUCGCACCCCUGAAGAGGUAAUAGACCAGGUAUUGGAAUCGGGCUUGCAGGGACGGGGCGGUGCCUACUUUCCGCCGGCCCGUAAGUGGCAAGGGGCGCGGGCCUUUCCCGAACCCCGCUUCCUGGUGGUCAAUGCCGAAGAGGGGGAGCCGGGCCUCUUCAAGGACCGGCACAUCAUGGAGGGUUUGCCUCACCGCCUGCUGGAAGGGGCGCUGAUAGCGGCCUACGCCACGGGAGCUUCCCGCUGUUACAUCUACAUCAACGCCGAAGCUCACCUGUCGGCGGAGCGGGUGGAAGCGGCUCUGGAGCAGGCGCGAAGCAAUGGACUGGUGGGCGAGGACAUCCUGGGUUCCGGAUUUAACUGCGUGGUGGAGGUGCGCCGGGGCGCGGGCGGCUACGUAUGUGGUGAAGAGACGACACUGCUGAACACUAUUGAGGGCCGCCGCAGGGAACCCAGGCUGAGACCUCCCUUUCCGGUGGAGUCGGGUCUUUUCAGGCAGCCUACGGUGAUCAACAACGUGGAGACCCUGGCCAACCUUCCCUACAUCCUGCAGCGCGGGCCAGCGCGUUACGGGCAAGUGGGACUGGAGUCGGCCCCUGGCACAAAGUUGAUUUGCCUGAGCGGGGCCGUGCGCCGGCCCGGGCUGGCCGAAGUCCCCAUGGGCACCACGCUGCGCCAGGUGAUUCACGGCAUUGGCGGUGGCCCUCCGGAAGGCAGGGAGAUUGGCGUGGUAGCCGUGGGUGGCCCCUCCAGCGGCGUGCUUCCACCUUCUGAAUUGGAUCUGGAACUGAGGCCAGGAAUGCUUCACUCAUCGGGCGUAGUAAUGGGCGCCGGUGGAAUAAUGGUGAUGGACACGUCGGUGCCGGCCAUCGAGGUAGUCCGACGAUUGGCUGCCUACAACGCCGCCGAGUCCUGUGGCAAGUGUACUCCUUGUCGCGAAGGGACACCCCGCAUCGUGGAGGCAUUGGACCGUCUGGCGUCAGGCAACGACUCUGGCAACAAAUCCGGCGCCAUUUCUGACAGCGAUGUGGAAGAGUUGCGCUAUCUGGCAGAGAUUGUAGGGGCGGCGUCCCUGUGUGGCCUGGGGCAAAUGGCGGGCGGACCGGUGCAAAGUUUGUUGCACUUUUUUGGCGAUCAGUUGGCGCGACAGGGUGGCGAUGGCUGA